CGUGUUGUUGCGGAAGUGCUCAGGAGAACUGCACUGCCGCUGUUUCUGUACUCUGCACUGACAACUGGACAGACACUGUUAACGGCGGACAAAUCUAGCUUGUUGUAAAUUUAUAUAACUAUCUUUUACCCGAAAAAAACUUAAGCCAUGGCAGCUUUGAAAUACGCAGGUAUGGACGAUACAGACAGUGAGGAUGAGUUACCUCCUGGAUGGGAAGAGAGAUCUACUAAGGAUGGAUGGGUCUACUAUGCAAACCAUGAUGAGAUGAAGACACAAUGGGAACAUCCCAAGACGGGAAAGAAAAAACGCUGUGCUGGAGAUUUGCCAUACGGUUGGGAGCAAGAGACUGAUGAAAAAGGCCAGAUGAUUUAUGUUGACCACAUUAACAAGCGAACGACGUACUUUGACCCACGUCAAGCAUUUACAGUGGAGGAUGUAAUAGUGAAGCCGAAACGGUAUGAUGGGAAUACCUCAGCUUUAGAGAUCCUACAAGGUCGUGACCUCUCUAACAAGGUUGUCCUCAUAACUGGGGGCAACUGUGGCAUUGGCUUUGAGACUGCCAGGUCUUUUGCUCUUCACGGCGCCCAUGUGAUCCUGGCUUGUCGAAACCUGUCCCGGGCCAGCAAGGCUGUGAGCCUCAUACAGCAGGAGUGGCACAAAGCAAAAGUAGAAGCAAUGAUGUGUGACCUCGCCUCUUUCCGCAGUGUGAGGGAGUUUGCUGAGUCUUUCAAGGCCAAGAAAUUGCCACUGCAUAUUCUGGUGUGUAAUGCUGCCGUGUUCACUCAGCCCUGGAGUUUAACAGAGGAUGGUCUGGAGUCCACUUUCCAGAUCUGCCAUCUAGGUCACUUCCUGCUUGUCCAGUGUUUACAGGAUGUGCUACGUCACUCUGCUCCCGCUCGUGUUGUGGUUGUAUCCUCCGAGUCCCACAGGUUCACAGACCUGUUAGACUCAUGUGGCAAGGUGGACUUGGCCCUUUUGUCUCCAUCAAAGAAAGACUACUGGUCCAUGCUUGCUUACAAUCGGGCCAAGCUCUGUAACAUUCUCUUCAGCAAUGAGCUCCACCGCCGCCUCUCGCACCACGGUGUCACCUGCAACGCAGUGCAUCCUGGGAACAUGAUGUACACUUCCAUUCAUCGGAGCUGGUGGCUGAUGACCUUUCUCUUCACACUGGCCAGACCUUUCACCAAAUCUAUGCAACAGGGGGCAGCCACAUCGGUGUACUGUGCUGUCGCUCCGGAGCUGGAGGGCUUGGGCGGCAUGUACUUCAAUAACUGCUUCCGCUGCCUGCCGUCCAAUCAGGCCCAGGACCACAGCAGCGCCGCAAGUCUGUGGGAGCUGAGCGAGCGCUUGGUUGCAGAGAGAUCAGCAGGCAUACAGGCCCUCUGAUGGACAAAGGGGGCGGCAAGGAGGAGGGGGACUUGCCAAACAGGAAUCAAAGAGGAAGAUGCUGGAUUAUGGUGAUGUCCGGUUCGGUAUGAACUAAAGGGUAAAAGGUAUUCUGCACUAUACAAGAGAGCUGCCAAACCAUGAAGUCCAUCUGGAUAUGUAAAACACACUACAUAUAUUUUCAUGUACAUUCUAUUGAAUAAAUCAAAGUCUGAGUUAUGUUUAGCACUGCUGUGGUAGUUUACAAUGGGAGGUGAGGGGACAAAAUGGGCGAAGAUCUGGGACAAAUUCAGGGAUCUCCUAUUGUCUAGUUUUUUUACUGUCUCUGCAGCUUUCUGUAACUCUCCGUUUCUUAAUUCUUCCCUUUUUCAGAACAGCAAUGUUCAAAAAAGCAAAUGAUUUGUCUUGCUAAUACACAUCUGCUUUCCGUAAUAGUGCACUAUAUGGCAAAUAUCUGUCUUCCCAAUUAAUGUCUGUAUAUUCAUUAACCUUUUGUCUAGUUCUACAUAGAUGUUGAUGUUUCCUAUUGAGAUACAGAGAGCGUUGGAUACUCAUUGUGCAAAAUCUUUUUGGGCACCGAAGAAAUAAGGAGUUAUGGACAUGUGACACUCAUGGAUAUAUAAACACACUAGAGGUAUGACUCUUAUGUCUAUAUACAUUAUUCUGCAAUAUUUUAUCUCUUAACAAUGACCCUAUUCCUUCUCUGUACAAUAUUUACAAAAUCCUGAUUCUGGCCAUGUGCUAAAGGGGUGUGGACAUCAUUUUUUAUUUGCUAUUUAACUCAACCUACGUGUUAAUAAUCUAUACUUUGAUAAAUGUAAAUUUUAGUUUGGAGGUAUUAGUGGGUAGAUUUGUCCAUUUAAUUAACAAGCUCAGAUGGUAGAGAAUCUUAUUUCCAGAGUUCAUUAUCUUUAAUUUCUGUGUUUCUUCGCUUGUUGUUUGACCAGAAGAACGUCAGUCUUCUGUUUUUUCUAUCCUUGUUUUAAUAUUUAAGUCUGACUUUGGGCUUGCUGUGGAUUUGUUGCCCUGAAGCUGCUGUUGGGACGCUUUUGAGACUUUGUGCUUUAUGGCAGUCUGGGUGCCGUAGGUUGUUCUUGAAACAUCAGCAUUCCGGUGUCACGAUAUCUGUUAAAAAAAAAAAAUAUAAAGACAGAGGGAAAAAAACAAAUGUGAGUGAAUAUUCAAUAAAUCUGUUUUACAGUAA
This is a messenger RNA of Sphaeramia orbicularis (orbiculate cardinalfish), 2590 nucleotides long. It is a transcript of the gene wwox, whose product is annotated as WW domain containing oxidoreductase. Lineage: Eukaryota; Metazoa; Chordata; Actinopteri; Kurtiformes; Apogonidae. The coding region runs from base 148 to 1386 and encodes 412 amino acids. The record is from RefSeq and is a predicted model, not a curated record. The transcript has 9 exons. Gene Ontology annotation, molecular function: protein binding.